Molecule: messenger RNA, 1534 nt
Organism: Nasonia vitripennis (jewel wasp)
Lineage: Eukaryota; Metazoa; Arthropoda; Insecta; Hymenoptera; Pteromalidae
Product: sex-determining region Y protein
Exons: 5
Coding region: 364-1113 (249 amino acids)
Molecular function (GO): calcium ion binding
Source: RefSeq, a predicted model, not a curated record
AAAAAAACUUACGCGCGGCGGUGGCGAUUCCAUACGGCGGCGGCUCCACGUCAACUAUAUCAAAAACCUAACCUUAAUUACAGUUAUAGUGUGUGCGCUGUCCACCGCUGUAUGAGCUCUGUUUCACGACAGAAAGCAAGAGAAGCUGGAGUAACUUAAUUAAUGUCGUGAUACAAAUGUACUUAUUUAUUUAGAUAGUUUUUAAUGAAAAAUUUGUAAAAAAUUUACACACACACGCACUCCGCCAGUGCUAAAGCGUACUUAUUUCGAAUAUUUAUUUUAGAAACAAUUGCAUUUUAUGCUCUUCCUUAAGAAUCUCCUGAAGAUUCCUUUGGUAUUAGUUUAUUUUACAAACAAAAUAAAAUGCAGUGGACUUUAUGGAUUUUUGUGAUAUGUUGUUGUGGACUUAACAACGUGCAGUCCCAGGAACGAGUUGCACCUGGUGUACCGCCACAGCAUUAUCAACAGCCUCAUCAUGGUCAGAAUAUGCACCAGAUGCCUCAGCAUCAAAUGCCUCAACAGCAAAUGCCGCAACAUCAAAUUCCUCAACAUCAAGUUCCUCAACACCAAGUACCCCAACAUCAAGUACCCCAACAACAGUAUCAGCAACAGGUACCGCAGAUGCAACAACAACCUCAUAUGCAGCAACAAGUACCUCAAAUGCAACAGCAACAUGUACCAGUUCAACAAAUCCCUGAAGGACAUGGACAUGGACAUGAUCAUCAUCACGGCCAACAGCAACAAAUAUUAAAUGCUGCAAACAUUGCACAAGAAAAAGCGCACAUUGCAGAACAUUUAGAUGUUCCAAUGGACACAAGUAAAAUGACUGAGCAAGAAUUACAGUUUCAUUAUUUUAAGAUGCAUGAUGCUGACAACAACAAUAAACUUGAUGGCUGUGAAUUGAUUAAGUCUCUCAUUCAUUGGCACGAGGAAGGAAACAAGGAUCCUAAUCAUGGUGCCGCUGCGGGUGAGAAAAUAUUCCAAGAUGAUGAGUUAGUGACAUUGAUUGACCCUAUUCUUGAUAUGGAUGACACAAAUAAAGAUGGCUACAUAGAUUAUCCUGAAUUUAUUCAGGCCCAGCAGAAAGCUGCAUCUCCAACCACUCGUCAAUAAAAGUUUUAUAAAUAACAUUAAUUAAAAAUUGCAAUUUUUUAAUUGUGAUUAUUAAAUUUGUUACAUUUUGAUAUAUACAAAAAUAUAUUAAAUAAAUUUACAUUAAAUUUGUUAGAAACGUGCUAUAGUGAAUUUUUUAAUGCAGUUUAUCUGAAUUGUUCGAUAUGGAUCAAGUGAAUUAUUUUUAUGUAAUAUAAAUCAGAAAAAAAUAUAGUUUACAUAAAAAAAAAGAAAUUUUAAUAUUUGCUAAAAUACUAUUUAAGUAAUUAUUAAUUCAUGAUGACACAAUGUUCUCACCUGUACAUAAAUACUGUAUAUUUAAAUUUUAUGUUAAUAAGAGCACACAUUUUGAUUAAUCUGCACGCAUUUGUAAUUCCUGAAAUUUGUACGAGAUUUUUUUUAUUACAUUAAGUUUUUAAAA